UUAGGCUGUCUGUUCAGGCCAUCCGAGCAGGCAAGAGCGAUCUCUCCUUCCUGUUUCUAUUGCUUAUUUCCACUAAAUAUUCAGGGAGUUUUGGGGGGGUCUUUGAGUGAAUAGUGGGUGUGGUAAGGGCUUUGGCUUUAGAGGGCUAGUGUUCAGGUGAAAGCGGGAGAGUGCUGCUAGUUGCAAGGGCACCGACGCUGGCCGUCGUCUGACUUGUGUCUUGCUGCUGUUGUCGUUGUCGUUGUUGUUGUUGUUGUUCAUCAUUUGCAGAGAGGCUCUACAGCAGCCCCACGCGCCCGUCUGCAAGGAGAGACGUGACUGGAAAACAACCAAAGGCUCCCGCGGAGUUUCCUUCUCCCGCCCGUCCACAACAAAACACAAACACCGGGAGUUUCGGUUCGAGCUCUCAUUUUUCCCGACAGAUUAAGAUGAGCAGCUACAGUGUGACCCUGGACGGCCCCGCGCCAUGGGGUUUCAGGCUGCAGGGAGGGAAGGACUUCAACAUGCCCCUCACCAUCUCCAGGAUCUCACCUGGCAGCAAAGCGGCGACUGGCAGCCUGAACCAGGGAGACAUUAUCGUAUCCAUUAAUGGAGCCAGCACAGAGGGCAUGACCCACCUGGAUGCCCAGAACAAGAUCAAACAAGCCACCUCCAAACUCGAGCUCUCUAUGCAGAGGUCGAGACGUCCCGCACCUGUUCCUUUGGCAGCCCCAAGAAUGGACUCACCAAUGCCAGUCAUCCCACACCAGAAGGUUAUCGCCAACACAGCAGCAAACCAAGAAUAUGUCCCCAGUUUCAACCCCACCGCACUGAAGGACUCGGCCCUGUCCACCCACAAGCCCAUCGAGGUGAAGGGCCCCGGGGGUAAGGCCACCAUCAUCCACGCACAAUACAACACUCCCAUCAGCAUGUACUCGCAGGACGCCAUCAUGGACGCCAUCGCCGGCCAGGCACAGGCCAGAGGCAACGAGGGCAGUGAGGAGCCCCCCGCAGCUGGCUUUAACACCCUCCCUGUUAAAGACCCUCUGGUCGACAGUGCCUCUCCUGUAUACCAGGCAGUCAUCAACACAGAAGACAAAGCACCAGAGUUGUCCGAGUGGGCCCGCCGUGCAGCCAACCUACAGUCCAAGUCCUUCCGCAUCCUCGCUCAUCUUACAGGGACCGAAUACAUGCAAGACCCAGAUGAGGAGGCCCUGAGGAAAUCGAGGGAGAAGUUUGAAUCCGAGGUGAAAGGCCCAAGAUUUCGUAAGCUGAAGAACUGGCACCACGGCCUCUCGGCACAGAUCCUCAAUGUCCAGGACCAGGAGUGAGCUGGACCCACCGGCCAUUGCAGAUGGCAAGACUCUGGCAUGGAGGACAGCGGCAAGAGAAGAGGAUGAAGUUGGUAGAGGAGGAGGAGAGUCUAUCUAACUUACCAGUGUAGGUUCUGAGUUAGACUUGUUAGACUGUAGACAGGGGAAUCGGCACCCUGUGUUUGUGCGUGUUGUUCAUACGUCCACGUCACCCCACCUGUAGCAGCCGUUUUCACUUCCACUUUCUUUCCCUAUUGGUAGACUUUGUUUGUUUGUUUGUUUUUUUCUUGUUGUUUUUUUUGCUUCUUCUGUUUUAAAAGAAGAUGAAAGUUAAUGUUGAUGUAUAAAGACAAAGAGAGGGAACUGAUGAAAAUGAUGCUCUGCACCUGUGACACAACUCUCUCACUGUAAUGCACACAAGACUCACACUGUCCACUCACCCACCUCACCAAAUGUACUAUUAUUAAUGUGAAUAAAAUAUAAAUACUUAUAUAUAAAUAUCUAAUAAACUCCUUUCUUUAAGACA
This is a messenger RNA of Engraulis encrasicolus (European anchovy), 1818 nucleotides long. It is a transcript of the gene ldb3b, whose product is annotated as LIM domain binding 3b. The coding region runs from base 429 to 1310 and encodes 293 amino acids. Gene Ontology annotation, cellular component: filamentous actin; Z disc; stress fiber. Gene Ontology annotation, biological process: heart development; muscle structure development; actin cytoskeleton organization. NCBI's taxonomy places the organism in Eukaryota, Metazoa, Chordata, Actinopteri, Clupeiformes, Engraulidae. Gene Ontology annotation, molecular function: muscle alpha-actinin binding; actin binding. The transcript has 9 exons. The record is from RefSeq and is a predicted model, not a curated record.